GUCCUGCUGGUAAAGCGCAGCGCAACAUCCCGAGUGGCACCUGGGUGCUGGGCAAGGCCAGGCGGUGCGGUAGAGUUCAAGGAGUCCAACGAGGCGGCCCUAACGCGCGAGCUGAGGGAAGAGACGGGCCUGGAGAUAGUCGACCCGCAGCUCCUUGAUGUGUCGUCACAGAUCUCUUCUUCCAGCCAUUGGAUCUCUAUAGGCUACGUUGCGCAGCUCGCGCCGGGCUGCCUGGCGGAGUCGGCGGUGAACCGCGAGCCCGCAAAGCAUGAUGAGCUGGCUUUCUUUGACCUGGAGGAGUUACCCGCGCCCAUUGCAGACUUCACUGCCUCGGCGCUGGAGUGUCUGAGGGCGAAACGCCGGCGCAAGGGGGAUGCGCCUUGA
Messenger RNA from Symbiodinium pilosum, 384 nucleotides. NCBI's taxonomy places the organism in Eukaryota, Dinophyceae, Suessiales, Symbiodiniaceae. The record is from the annotation of a GenBank genome assembly.